CACCACGACGGUACUACCAGUGACGCUUAACGGGAGAAGUGAACUCUAUAUUGCAAUUGAAGGGAUUAGCAUCCCCCGCGCACCUUGACUAUCGCCCCUCGGGCACUAAGUAGCUCAGCGAUCGACAAUGUCAGCUCGAAGGGCUCUUGGCAUCCAGGAGAUCCUCUGGAUGGUCCUGAACCACUUCCACCCGGAGAGGUGGUUGGACACCGACGGGCUCCGGAGUGGCAAAGUGUCGCUCCCAGAGCUACGCCGCACUCUGGCACGUUUGGCGCGUGUCUCUCGCGCCUUCUCUGGGCCUGUAAUAUGUGCCCUUUGGGCGGUCAUCGACGACUUUGAGCCUCUGCUUCGCCUGCUCUCGUGUUGUCAGGUGGUACAAAUCGAGAGCGAUUGUAGCGAAAUUGACGACGAAGAGAGCAAGCAAGUCCCUGAGGACGUGGACGAACGGAACACUCUACAGGUACUGAGCGGAGAGGUUAGCCCCGCGGACUGGGAGCGCUUUCAGUACUACGCCGGGCUAGUCCACAUCUGCUUGCAUGAUUACGAUGCAACCAUCGACCCGUCGGUCUAUCUGCAACUCUCCCUCUACAACGGUGGCAAGCCGCUGCUUCCCAGCCUCCGUUACUUGCAGUGGCAACAGCAGUCGUGCAACACCUAUGACCUGCUGCACAUAAUCGGGCCGUCCCUCCGGCGAGUUCGACUUCGCAUCGGAGACUUGGAGAUCUGGGCACGCUCGCAGACGCGAACACGCUCUGCAAUACGCGCCUGGAUACACCUCCGACACGUGUAUGUCGGCUCCCUCGUCGAGGUUGCUGUCCUUCAGAUGCUGGCGGACCACCUGGAGAACCUCAACUCCUUACGGAUGGAUCUAUCCGAUAUCAGGGGACGCGGGGAGACGUGCCAUGGAUUUAGGAGCCUUGAGUCGCUUCGUAUUAAAGGCAUUCCUCCCGCCCUCGAGUGGUUCUUCGAGGGCACUCAACUUCCCCGACUCCUUGACCGUGUCUAUCAGCGCUGGCUUACUAGGGACACGUCCGCUCAUCUAUCGGACGCGGACAUCGUGGAGAUCACCCGCCACUGGUCAAAGCUGCGGUCACUCAAGCUCGACCAUGUCUUCACGACCGUCGAGCCAUCUGUGCGUACCCUGGACAUCAUCGCGCGUGGCUUACCGCACCUCGAGGAACUCGUACAUCCCCGACAAGCCCUGCGCUCCGCCGCACCACAACCUGUGGCACAUCUUCUUCUUCCGCGCAAUAAUCUCAGACAGAGGGCGUUCCACGAAGUACAGGUCUUCCCGAAUGUCGUCCCCUCGCUCCCGACGCUCUUCCACAGGCGUCCCUGCGAGGACUGGUGCCUCAUCGUUGACAGCUUCCGGCCCGUCCACUGA
Rhodofomes roseus is the source of this 1384-nucleotide messenger RNA. RefSeq lists its product as uncharacterized. The record is from RefSeq and is a predicted model, not a curated record. Lineage: Eukaryota; Fungi; Basidiomycota; Agaricomycetes; Polyporales; Fomitopsidaceae. Bases 128 to 1384 code for a protein of 418 amino acids. The transcript is spliced from 7 exons.